UUCCCCCUCGACGUUUUAGGCAAAGAAACUGUGGAUUUAUCCGUUUUUUAGCCAAUAACGCGGACAAACUGGCAAAGGGGACACGUGUUUGUUCAACGCAUUGGAGAUUAAUAGAAGAAUUUCUUUACUGUGUGGUUUUCUUGUGACAUCCGGGACCGGAAAAGAGCCGCUUUCCCCCCGACAGCUGGUUUGCGGAUCCCCCUUAUUUGCACUUGAAGUUGUGUGAGCCGGCUGAGAUGAGCGGUCCAGAGGUGGCCAAGACACCGGGAGGUGGAGCUCCGGGCAAGGAGGGCAAGGAGCCGGUGGCCAAUGGGCACGGAGGAGAGGGCAAUGACGCCAACCCAUUCGCCGAGUACAUGUGGAUGGAGAAUGAAGAAGAGUAUAACAGACAGGUGGAAGAGGAGCUGUUGGAGCAGGAGUUCUUGGAGCGCUGCUUCCAGGAAAUGCUGGAGGAGGAGGACCAGGAUUGGUUCAUCCCUUCACGUGACCUCAACAACCAGGGGGUGGGGCAGCUGCAGCAGCAGCUCAACGGCCUGUCUGUCAACGAUCACCACGGCAACCUGGAGGAAGUGGCGAGGAAGAGCAUCUUGAAUCCCGAAGCGAAGGAGUUUGUCCCGGGGAAGAAAUACUAGGAGUCCCCCUCACCCCCAUGGAGCCUCCACACGCACACACACACACCAGUCCUCACAUAUUCUCAGAGACUCUGGCGGCCUCGACCGCGCACACACUGAUUCCCACACACACGCAUGCACACACACAUCUACACACUUGAAGUCAGUGGCGUGCUGGCAGGCCCAGUUGGGGGGUGGGGGGAUUUCUUUUUCUUUUCUUUUUCGUUUCUUUAAUCUUUUUAUUUCCUGUUUGUUUCUUGUAAACUGAGGGACAUUGGGAACAGGGGUGGGGGAUGGGUGUAAAACCAGCACCGCCCUACUGCGGGCGCUAGCUCAUCAUUACAUUUCAGAUGACACUGUUGAUGUUUACAGAGUAUGCAGAUCUCAUUGAUGUCCCCUUGGAACUGAGGCAGCUACCAAGGAGUGAUGCCAGGACAAAACUUCAAUCCAAAACAUUGAAUAAACUUGAAAGAUUACUUCACGUACUUGUUAAUUUGUGUGCUGUCAAAUUUGAAUAAGUAACAUCACCAGUAGGUCGAGGGUUUCCAUGACAGUGAGGCUAGAGAACGACUAAAAUCUCAGGGGACAUGAUGGGUUUCUGCCGCUGCUCUGUAGCGUCACCACGGUCAGUCGGACCCGCUAACGUUUGCUCCUGUGAUGUCACAAUCUCCCUGUGACAUCAUGGCUCUUGCUCAUCUAGAAAUGUGGGUUCUUAUCUGCAGCGGCUCCGUUCCAAACCAAAUACAAACCCCACCCUCCCUGCACGCUUGUUUUUUGAAGUGAUGUUAACAGACAUGGACAGGUGUAAUCAUGGAUAAGAAAUUAUUUUCCCAAUUUAUGUGGAAGUCCAUGCUUAUCUUUUGUCCAGACUAUUAGAGCUGAGGUGUGAGUUUCCCAAUCGCACAUUAAGUCGAGUUUAGCAAGAAAAAAAUGUUAUUAUAGAGGGAAGGUCGGAGCUUUUUGAACCUUAAAAAAAAAAAAAAAAAACAACUCAGUUAUCGUCUUUCUUUGUUCAUCAUCCUUUAGUUCAAUUUUGAUUUAUGGGGUGUAGUGAACAACCUUGUUACAGGGGAGUAUUUGGUCUGGAACAAUGCCACUGCCUCCUUCUGCCGGAACAACAUGGUUUGUCCAGCAUCAGAUCAAGUGUCCAUAUCCAAAUCAGGUUUUCAAAUAGCCUCUCCUCCUCGUUUUUUUUUUUUUUUCCCCCUUCAUGUUUUGAGGAUGAGGCAUUUUGUGUCUACUGGGUACAGUAACCUGUGGUGUCCAUUCAGUCCUGUUUGCAGGGGGAAACGUGAGGGGGCAUUAUUGUCAUGGCCCAUCAGGAAAAAAAGCCGUAUGGAACAUGUCUGACAAUAUGGCCUCCUCGCUGUUCUUCUCUUUGUAGGUUGACUUCUUUUGAGGAAGUUCUUCUUUUUAACCAUACAUCUUGGUUGUGGUCUGGCUUUCCCUGAAGCAUCGCCCCGUAGUCCAAGUUUAAUCUCCGUUAAGUUGUGAGCCAAUAGGAAAACGUUGUAUAUGUGAAGAUGCUUUUUAGGAAACCCAGAUUCUUAUCAAUGGUAAUCUUGAGUUACUGAGUCCGUUUUUCUAGUUCUCAGCCGUCUUGGCUCCAAAAUGCAGAAGCAGUAUUGUCAUAAGGGAAAAUCUUGUGACGUGAACUUUAAUCUUCUUCAUGCCACUGUUCAUUUGUGGUAUUAACAGUGAUAAUAAUGCCUUGUGUAUUUUACUGUGUUAGUGUUAAGUAGACACUUGGAGUACUUGUACUUCAUUGGAUUAAGAAGUAUCUGAUGGGUGAAAGCACUUCUUUACAUCCAUGUUGCUUUCUGAUUUUCAGACCAACAAGUACUCAAGUGUGUCCUUAAAGUGUGCAGUAGAAACGUGGUUAAAAUGGAACUUCCUCACACAGUGUUGGACCACAGCUGUCGAGUGGCACCCUGGUGAAGCCAAUAGGAAUGUCCGCCAGGUGGAUUGUACAACAUGAAAUCAUUUUUGGUGAUUUUGUUUAGAUGAGUUAGAUAACAGAAGCCGUUUAAAAUAAAAAAAGGUCCAGAAGACACAGAGUAUGAAUUUCAAUACAAAUAAAAAUAAUGAAAAAAGAUGAAUAAAGAUGUUAAAGACAA
Molecule: messenger RNA, 2728 nt
Organism: Morone saxatilis (striped sea-bass)
Lineage: Eukaryota; Metazoa; Chordata; Actinopteri; Moronidae
Gene: paip2b
Product: poly(A) binding protein interacting protein 2B
Exons: 4
Coding region: 237-632 (131 amino acids)
Biological process (GO): negative regulation of translational initiation
Cellular component (GO): cytoplasm
Molecular function (GO): mRNA regulatory element binding translation repressor activity
Source: RefSeq, a predicted model, not a curated record